Capsicum annuum is the source of this 1445-nucleotide messenger RNA. Its product is annotated as RING-H2 finger protein ATL3. The record is from RefSeq and is a predicted model, not a curated record. The transcript has a single exon. Lineage: Eukaryota; Viridiplantae; Streptophyta; Magnoliopsida; Solanales; Solanaceae. Bases 234 to 1010 code for a protein of 258 amino acids.
UUCCAUCCAAGAGACUCAUAAAUACUAUAACUCUCAAAGCAAAAGUCAUCCCAACAUUUUUCUUCCCACAAUUGUUUGUUUUCCCCAACUUUAUGCUAAGAAACAAGAAAAUGACAACAUAUCCGGUGUAAUCCAACUAGUGGAGUCUAGGUUGAGUAGAGUGUACGUAAACCUUACCUGGUAGAGAUAGAGAGGUUGUUUCCGAGAGAAAAUAAGAAAAUAGUUCUCUGAAAAUGGAUGGUUAUUCGAGCAGUAGUACUAGCAAUAAAUUAGAUGAGUCAGGUGUAUCAGCUCUCUUAGGAAAGAUUAUGGUUGUAGUAGUUAUAUUUCUGUCCUUAGUGGUGGUGUUUAUAUUUUUCCUUCAUGUUUAUACCAAAUGGUUCUUGAAUCGCAGGCGGCAAGAUGCUGCCAGCGAUCCUGAAGCGGGUGGGGCAAGGAGGAAAUUGAAUGCUAAGGGACUUGACCCCUUAAUUCUUGAAACAAUUCCUAUAGUUGCAUUUGAUGCUAAUGAAUUCAAAGAUGAUACAUUGGAAUGUACUAUUUGUCUUUGUGAAUUCUCUGAAGGUGAAAAGAUGAGAUUAUUGCCAAAAUGUAAUCAUGGUUUUCAUGUUGAUUGCAUUGACAUGUGGUUUCAAUCCCAUACCACUUGUCCUCUUUGUCGUAACGCGGUUUCAACAGUUGGAGAAUCACCAUCGGAGACAACGGAAGAAGCUGAGGCUUCAACAGAGUUGCCUAUUUUCCCAACCAAUGUGUUAUUUUGGGGAAAUGAGACUCAAGUUAGCACCUUGUGUAAUCCUUGUUUGGACUCGACAGCUUCCACGAGUAAUCGAUCAAAUGGAAUGUUGGUGAUUGAUAUUCCAGGACGGAUUAAUGAAGAAGAAGAAUCGAACUCUGUAAUGCCUGAAAGAUUGAGGCGUUUGAUGAGGCUUUUGAGUGGGGAUAAAAGGGUAUUUAGUCCUUCUAGUUCACGAAAUGUAGAUAUAGAACAAGGAGGUAGAACCCCGAAUUAGCAUACACUCAGAGAGGCUGAUCCAAAAUUCUAAAUUCUGACAUGUAUAAAGGAACAAAAUGUCAUUACACCUAUUUGAAGAAGUUAUCUUGGUUCCCUUUACAUAUGCCUAUACAACAACAUAUCCCGUAUAAUCCCACGAGUUAAGAUGACACCACUAUAUCUUUGAAUGUAAUGUAAACGCAAGGUACCGAGUUCAUUGAUUCUUUAUGCAGGUGAAAAGUUUGUAAUUUUGAUGUCUGCAUUUUUUAGGUGUCUAGGUAGUGGAAAUAUUGUACAUGUAUGUAUACACACAUUGUAGAAGUUUCUCUUCGAGUAUAUCUAUCUUAACUUACAGAAGUGUGUUAGAAGUCUCUCUUUUGUCAAUGUGAGAAGUGACAUUUCUUGUAUCUUCAUAUGAAUUUGAUUAAUUUCAGAAAACAUUUCUGUGAUUUCA